AUGGCGUUGUGGUUAAUUGUUGUUCGCGAUGACUCUAAUGGUGGUGGUUCAACUUUAUGUUUGACUGGAAGGAAGAAUGACGUUGUGCGUGUUGAUGACAUGAAGAAGCAAAGGAUUGAAGAAGAAGAUGAAUCUGCGUGUCUGAGAGCCGAAGAAGACGAUGAUGAACAGAUCUCCGGAGCAGCUGCAAGCGUUGGACCACGGUUGUUGUUGGACGGCACUGUGGAAGAGAUGAUGGACUGGAGUGGAGAGAGGAGUGGAUGGUGGUGGGUGAAAGAUCAUGGUCCUUGCUCUGACAGUGCGUUUGUGAUGCAUGUGUUGAUUGGUUGGAGGCAUUGUGAUCCUAGUGGGCGUAGGUGCGUGAAGGUGGUCGAGAUUGCGAAGUUGCUGGACCGGUGUGGGAGCUACGAAAGGAUGGGUCCAGAGGCAUUUAUUAAUCUUUGUGAGAGACUAAGAUCAACUGGGUUAGUUAAGGACGCUAUUCAGUCGACAGUGGAGGAACAAGUUGCUAAAUUUCUUCAUAUAAUUGGUCAUAAUGUUAAGAAUCGUAGUGUGGCAUUUUUCUUUCAUCGAUCAGGAAAUGAGGUUCAUCCACAUGUGUUGAACAACAAUCGAUUUUAUUCGUACUUUAAGGAUUGUUUAGGGGCCAUAGACGGUACUCAUGUUAGGGUAAGGGUUCCAAAGUCUAAAGCUCCGAGAUUUCGAGGAAGAAAAGAUUGGCCAACACAAAAUGUGUUUGCGGCAUGUGAUUUUGACAUGAAAUUAACAUAUGUUCUUGCUGGAUGGGAAGGCACUGCAUCUGAUUCAAGAAUUUUAAAAAAUGCUCUUGAUCGAGAUGAUCUGUUGGUUAUCCCCCAAGGAAAAUACUACCUUGGUGAUGCAGGAUUCAUGUUGAAAAGCACAAUUUUGACUCCAUAUAGAGGCGUAAGAUAUCACCUUAAAGAAUAUACACGCAGAGGACCACAAAAUGCACGGGAGUUGUUUAAUCAUCGCCAUUCAUCAUUGAGAAAUGUAAUUGAAAGAACUUUUGGUGUGUUGAAAAAAAGAUUCCCUAUCAUUACAAGUGGCACUGAACCACACUAUGGAUUGGAGACGAUGACAAACAUCAUACUAGCUUGUUGUAUAUUACACAACUUCCUUCGGGGCAUGGAUCACGAUGACUCAUUACUCGAUGAAGUUGAUAACGAGUUGAAUGAAAGGGAACAACAUGAUGUUUCAUCAUCUCAAGUUAGAGAAGAGGACCAUAGGAUUGGUAGUAGUAUUAGGGAUUCUAUAGCCGAUCAUAUGUGGCGAGAUUACCAAAACUCGUAG
Molecule: messenger RNA, 1311 nt
Organism: Vigna umbellata (rice bean)
Lineage: Eukaryota; Viridiplantae; Streptophyta; Magnoliopsida; Fabales; Fabaceae
Source: RefSeq, a predicted model, not a curated record